AUGGAGACCAAGCUGUCCAGCAUUGAUAGAAGGGAGGUUGAUUGCCUUAUGGGAAAUGAGUGGGAUUAUUUUCACCAACCUGCUGUUCGGAUUUCUAGUGGUAUCCUGGUUUUGUGGAAUAUAAAGUUGGUGUCAUUUGAGGUGUGUGAAGCUUCUUCACAGGUGAUCAUUGGUAAUCUCUCGGUUCCUAGCUUAGGAACAUGGAAGAUUGCUACAGUUUAUGGGAGUCGCUGCUGCAAGGAGAGAACUGAUCUUUGGAACCAGUUGGAAAAGAGCAUGGAGAAUUCUAUUCCUUCUAUUAUAGGGGGAGACUUCAAUUGCAUUUUAAAUAAGGAUGAGAAGAGAGGAGGUAAGAGGUUCUUAUUUUCUAAAGGACCUAGAGAAAUGAAGAGCUUCAUGGUGAACUCAGAUUUUCUUGAUAUUGGAUGUGUUGGGCCAAGAUUCAUAUGGUGUAACAACAAAGAGGGCACUUCUCGUAUUUGGGAAAGGUUAGACAGAUGUAUUAUGAAUUCAUUGGCUAUGCAGAAGAUUCCUUUGGUAGUAAACAGACAUUUGGCGAGGAUGGCGUCUGACCACUGUCCUAUUGUGAUUAAGAUGGAUGAAAGGGUGAAGCUUAAGUCGAAAACCAUCAAGUUUGAAGAUACAUGGAGAUCUUAUCCUUUGGCAAAGAGUAUAGUUUAUCAUUCUUGGAAGAAGAAUGAUGUUGGUAAUGAGUAUAUUAUCUUACAAAAGAAGCUUAAUCGUACCUUGAAAUCCUUUUUUUUCUGGAGUAGAAAAAAAUGCAAAGACUUGAAUGCUUUAAAGGAAAAAUUGAAGAAGGAGAUCCUUGAUCUGCAAAAUAAGGAAGCUUUGAAUGAUAAUUGGUCGGAUGAUGACCUUUUUGAACUUAGGAACAAGGUACAUGAACUCAAUAUUACUAUGAGAAGACUUUCAACUUGGUGGAAUCAAAGGGCUAAGGCUAGGUGGCAUGAGGAAGGCAAUGCAAAUUCCAAGCUUUUUCACAACUUUGCAACGGCUAGAAGGAUUGGGAACCGUAUUUUUCAAGUCAAAGAUGAAGCAAAUAAGUUGCAAGAGGAGGAGGAUCAAAUCGAGAAGGUCUUCAUCGACUUCUUUGAGAAGAAAUGGAAGCAUAGAGAAUGUGAAAUAACGGGCUGGCCUUCUAUUAUGGAGAAUCAAAAGUUAAAUGCUGAAGAUUUGGAGUUAUUAAAUACUGAAUUUACUGAAAAGGAGCUGUGGAUUUAG
Dendrobium catenatum is the source of this 1242-nucleotide messenger RNA. RefSeq lists its product as uncharacterized. NCBI's taxonomy places the organism in Eukaryota, Viridiplantae, Streptophyta, Magnoliopsida, Asparagales, Orchidaceae. The transcript has a single exon. Bases 1 to 1242 code for a protein of 413 amino acids. The record is from RefSeq and is a predicted model, not a curated record.